Oncorhynchus nerka (sockeye salmon) is the source of this 2968-nucleotide messenger RNA. RefSeq names its product solute carrier family 29 member 3 (gene slc29a3). Gene Ontology annotation, molecular function: nucleoside transmembrane transporter activity. Gene Ontology annotation, biological process: nucleoside transmembrane transport. Gene Ontology annotation, cellular component: plasma membrane; Golgi apparatus. The transcript is spliced from 11 exons. Bases 824 to 2311 code for a protein of 495 amino acids. NCBI's taxonomy places the organism in Eukaryota, Metazoa, Chordata, Actinopteri, Salmoniformes, Salmonidae. The record is from RefSeq and is a predicted model, not a curated record.
UCCGGCGGUGAUUUUUGAGUGCCAGAGGUGCGGCGCACAAUUAGCCCAGCUUCGUCCGUCAUUGUAAAUAACCAUUUGUUGUUAACGGACUUACUUAGUUAAGUAAAGGUUAAAUAAAACAAAACAUUUAAAACAAUACUCUGGUCUCUGUAGUCAGGAACUUGAGAGAAACACAGCGAGGACGGUUUGGUUUCCACUAGUUACCACAACUACAAAGUGUAAAAUAAAAAAAAUCGUCAAAAAUGUAUAUUAACAAAAAAUAGCUUUUUGGUCUUAAAUUAUGGUUAGAGUUAAGCAUAAGGUUAACAUUGUGCUUAUGGUCAGGUUUCAAAUCUAAUUUUAAGAAGCUACAUUUAAGAAAAGGGCGGAGUUUAUAACUCUGUGGCUGUGGUAACUGGUGACGACCGACUACUGAGACAACAAUAACACAAGUCAGGUUCAAGUCUGACUUUUACUUCGGAUUCAACCUAUUCUGACAGGCCAAAGCCAACAACAUCAGCGAAUGUGUGCUUUCUUUCUCGUGCUGAUUGAUGGGUGACACGCGUCGAAUAGUAGGUGCUACAGCCUGACUACCCAUACUGCCCUAGUCCCCAGUGUCAGCCUGACUGCCCUUGUCACCUGAGUCUUUCCCCCACACUAUGGACCUCAACCUUGGGUAGAGCAGUCCUACACACCCCUGGAGAAACAUUCCACCCUCUCUCCUUUCCUCCCUCUUCCCCCUCCCCUGUCUCUGUCCUUCUCUCUCCUUGUCUCCUCCUCUCCUCCUCCUGUCCCUCUCCAUCCCUCUCUCCUCUCUCUUGUCUCCCUCUUCCCCCUGUGUGUGAUGAUGGCUGAUGGUACAGAGUCUCUACAGGCCAGUGUAAACUCCUACUGGGCAGCUUCUCCCAUCCACGCCUCCGCUAUGUCUGACGAGGAGACCGAGGGACAGGACACUGAUGAGAUAGACAGGGCCCCUCUCCUGCCCAAGCAGCACCAUGCAGGACCCCCGGGGGCCACGGGGCGGCCCCUAGCCUCCCGCCACUGUCCAGAAGACUCCUACUGUAUGGUGUACAUGAUCUUCUUCCUGUUGGGCAUCGGCUCCCUGCUCCCCUGGAACUUCUUCAUUACAGCUAAACACUACUGGACCUACAAGCUGAGCAAUAAUACUGACGGGCACGGAGAGGAGCCGCGCUCAGACCUUAGUGAGUACUUUGAGAGCUAUCUGGCCAUCGCCUCUACUGUGCCUUCGGUCCUCUGUCUGGUCCUCAACUACCUACUAGUUAACAGGUUGUCCCCAGCGGUGCGUAUCCUGUCGUCUCUGCUCAUCAUCUUGGCUGUGUUCAUAGUGACCACGGUCAUGGUCAAGGUGGAUUCCUCUGGUUGUAGAGAGCAGUUCUUCUUUGGGACUUUAGCCAGUGUUGCUAUGGUCAGUGGGGCGUCCAACCUCUUCUCUGGCUCUGUGUUCGGGAUCAGUGGGCAUUUUCCCAUGAGGAUAUCACAGGCACUCAUAUCAGGCCAGGCUAUGGGUGGUACUAUCAGUGCAGUAGCCUCCAUAGUGGACUUGGCAGCAGCUAAAGAUGUGACUGACAGCGCUCUAGCUUACUUCCUAACGGCUGAUGUCUUCAUCCUUUUCUGUAUCCUCAUGUACCUGCUGCUGCCUAAGCUGGAUUACUCACGGCACUACAUGCUGGCAGCAGAGUACAACAAGUCAGGGUCUAUACCAGAGCCCCGCGGUGAGGCGGACGGCCUGGAGGGGGCACCAGCGAGCACGGUCUCCUCCGUGUCCAUCCCUCCUCUAAAACCCAUCCUUCAGAAGACAUGGCUCCUGGGUCUCUGUGUCUUCUACGUCUUCUUCAUCUCUAUAAUGGUGUUCCCUGCCGUCUCCUCUGGGAUCCAGUCUGUUAACCAGAAGAGUGGCAGCCCCUGGACAACAACAUACUUCACCCCCAUCACCAGCUUCUUCCUCUACAACGUGGCUGACUUCUGUGGUCGUCAGGCCACGGCCUGGCUGCAGGUCCCAGGCCCCACCAGUAGAGUCCUCCCCGCCCUGGUCCUCUCCCGGACAGUCCUGGUGCCUCUCCUCAUGUUCUGCAACUACCAGCCCAGAGACCACCUUCACACGGUCCUCUUCAGCCACGACCUCUUCCCUGUCUUCUUCAUCUGUCUCCUGGGCAUCACCAACGGGUACCUGGGCACCUUGCCCAUGAUCUACGGACCCAAGGUGGUGCCACGGGAUCUGGCAGAGCCCGCAGGCGUGGUCAUGAGCUUCUUCCUGACGUUGGGACUGGCUGUGGGAUCGGCCUUCUCUGUGUUGAUAGUACACUUCAUCUGAAGAGGAGGAGGAGACGGGAGGAGGAGACAGGAGGAAGAGGAGGAGACAGGAGGAGAAAGAUGGCAAAUCCAGACUGACUUCUCCAACAAACUUGGUCUCCAUGCAGAAUCCGACAUUUGUCCAUAAACGUCAAAUUGCAAAGGUUAAGUUUAGGCAUUUACUCUGAAUGGUUCAAGUUUGGGAUUAGGGUUUAAAAAAAAUAAAGUACUGGGAUUGAACUCAUGACCCUCGGUGUCGAAACUCACGGCAUACGCCCAUCCGCCAUCCCAGUCCACAACGCCCUACACUCACCGUUGUUCCUACUGGCCCGUUUUGAAGUCAUCUCCCGACGUCCUGCUUACCUUAGACGGACGUAGAAUUUCACAGUGGAUCUUGGGCGACCUGGCUGAACUUCUCUGUCCUCAUAGUCCACUGUAUCUGAGGAGGAGUAAGGCCUAGAUUCAAUCUUCUCUGUCCUCAUAGUCCACUGUAUCAGAGGAGGAGUAAGGCCUAGAUUCCAUCAGAUAAAGCGAUAGCUGACACCCACGUAAAUGUAUGGAUUUUAUUUGAAAUUAUUUGACUAAAGGCAUUACACAGUUGGUUCGGUUCUCUCCGUGUAUUAUAACAAGUCAUCUACAUUUCCUGUUUUGAUAGUUUCGUAAUAAAUGGUUGCAGUAA